Microdochium trichocladiopsis is the source of this 1912-nucleotide messenger RNA. RefSeq lists its product as uncharacterized. The record is from RefSeq and is a predicted model, not a curated record. Gene Ontology annotation, molecular function: DNA-binding transcription factor activity, RNA polymerase II-specific; zinc ion binding. Gene Ontology annotation, biological process: regulation of DNA-templated transcription. Bases 66 to 1676 code for a protein of 536 amino acids. Lineage: Eukaryota; Fungi; Ascomycota; Sordariomycetes; Xylariales; Microdochiaceae. The transcript has a single exon.
CACCAUGUUCUGUAGCAACAAACCGUCGUGAUCAUUGCUCGGCGCCCACGAGUCCACAAAACAACAUGUCCCUGCGCAGGAGAGCGUGCAAUGCUUGCCACACUGGCCGGCGGAAGUGUGACCUUGACCUGCCGAGCUGUGGAUCCUGCUGUCGGGCUGGAAAAGACUGCCGCUAUCUGUACGCCCCCAUCCAAAGUACGUUGACUCAACUACCCCGACCAGAGCGGGAUGGUCACGCACAUGGCGACUCUGGGGAGUCAGCAUCAAGAGCUCGGCAUCAUGGGGUGGCGGACGUCGCUGGGCGACGAAAACGGCAGGCAAAGGUGGCCUCGCGAGCAAGGCUCAACACGAUACUGUCCUCAGCAACGCACUCCAUGGACGCGGCAGACUAUGUCCCGGACUCUGGUGGCAUGAAUCGCAGUUCAAGGUAUCGGAUCGAAGUAUCCUCGUUGGCAGGGAUUGAUAGCUCGGUUACGGCCGUCACUGGCCAUUCCGAACCCAUAUCGCCAGACUUUGAAGGCGAACACCACCGCCAUGAAGCAGUCUCUGAGACAGCGCCUUGCUUAUGGCUGGACAGUAGCAUCGAUCUCAACCCAGACUCAUCACCCAGCAGAACGAGUGACACAGACCCAUUCUCGGGUGUGAGCACAGGCAGAACUGCAGCAGGCUCACCUUCAUCACUUCCCGCCACCAACGAUACUCCCUCUACAACAUCAACUCGACGAAGCUCUCCGCAAAUGGCGUCUCCCAAGCCCUCGGCCCCCAAUUUCGUGGGACCCCUCGGCAUCCCGCAGCCUGUCGUGGGCAGGACAGAAAGCUGGCGAUGGGCCAUUGAGCAGUUCAAGUCGCUGCCCCGCGAGUUUGCACAGCGCGGUGAGACCAUCUUCUUGCCCAAGCAUCUCCACUUAUACAGCCGACAUGAUGGCGACCGCGGCGGCAGCGGAACGGUGGUGCCUCUCCCACGGACCAUCAGGGCUGCGCUUGGUGUUGCAUCUGCGUAUGCCGUGGCCGGCGAGGACAACAGGGACAUGCUCUUCCAGAUCGUCAGCGCAGAGGUCUUGGAGCUCAUGCUGCUCCUGACGUCCUCUGCGAACGGGGUAACAGAGGGCCCUUCUGUGCUGGAGGAGCUGGCCCAGCUUCAGGCGCUGCUGAUCUAUCAGAUUAUCCAGCUGUUGUGUGGCGGGAUCGAGCAGCGCGUCAUGGCCGAGCAGCAGCGCGACAUCACGCUCAUGGCGGCGCUCCGGCUUGUCCGACGAGUCAACCGGACCACGUCGAAGACCGAGGGCGGCGGCGGCGAGUCGCACGUGGAGCAGGACCAGAGCUGGCACGACUGGGUUGUCGCCGAGUCGGUCCGCCGCACGGUGCUCCUGCUCUUCUGUCUCUUCACCAUGAACGACGUCCAUCGCCACGGCGUAUGCCUGGCGUUUGACGCGCUCUCGCAGCUGCCCGUGACGAACCGGAGUGAUUUGUACUGGGACAUGGCCGAGGCUGAGUUCUCCCGGGCACAACAUGAAGGCGGUGACGAGAAGACGAGCCGUGGCAAGCAGACGGUGCAGUAUGCACGUUUCACCCAGGGCUGGUUGGACGCCACACCUAGACGGCUUGGUCGCUUUGAGACGAUGGUACUGGUCAUGUGUAAAGGUCUGGAUAUAGUCAAAGCGCACAGCCUGCCCUAGCUGGCCCGUCGAGGCUCCAUGUCUGGGACUGCGGGAUCACAUUUUCUGAAAUAUCCUAAUGGCGGUGGCGAAUUUCUUCUCAGGCCGUGACUAGCUUGUCCGAUGCAAUGAAACAAACGGCCCACAGUAGAAUCCUGCUUGCAAAUGACGAAUCCGCGCAUAGGAUCAUGUCCGUAUACUGGCUCGUGAUGAAUACGUAAGCGGAUCUGACAGUUACAUCCCCGUCGGGAUCCCCC